GCAUGCUUUUCACGUUGGGUAGGGGUAGAGUUCUUCUUCGCCUCUGUCGGAUCGGAAGGCACGACAGUUCGCCGUUCUUCCUGUUGGAUCGGAAGUAGCGACGGCCAGCCAUCUUUCUCCCUUUUCGCGCUGCUUCGGCCGAAACCCAUAAAUCCGCCGAACUCAUAAAUCUGGAUUUGCGGAAAAAAGAGGAGGCAGAGUAUUUAUUUCGAAGUGAGAUCUAAUAUGUUCUCAAAUACCGUAGCAUAAAUUUUGCUCAAAGACUGCAUAAAUCCUGUAUCCAAACAGUCCUUCUUAUUGCCGAAAUGGGAGAAUCUCCUGUGCUCAUUAUACCUGACGUUCUAUUCCGGAUCCUCUGGGCUCUAACCUUAUUGAGUUUUCCCCACAAAAUCGCCGGAAUUCGGAAGGACGUAGGCCUGCCUCAAAAACUUGUAUGCCGGAAUACUGUACAAGGGCGUCAUUUACUGGCAGAUGAUAAUGGUUAUGUUUGUACUGCUCUUUCAGUUUACCCAUGGACUUGUUGCUGUCCAGAAACAGCAGAAAGGUUUUCCUGCCAGUGAGAUUUUUCUUGCA
This is a messenger RNA of Dendrobium catenatum, 573 nucleotides long. RefSeq lists its product as uncharacterized. Gene Ontology annotation, biological process: positive regulation of SREBP signaling pathway. NCBI's taxonomy places the organism in Eukaryota, Viridiplantae, Streptophyta, Magnoliopsida, Asparagales, Orchidaceae. The transcript has 3 exons. The record is from RefSeq and is a predicted model, not a curated record. The coding region runs from base 306 to 560 and encodes 84 amino acids.